Molecule: messenger RNA, 2094 nt
Organism: Schistocerca americana (American grasshopper)
Lineage: Eukaryota; Metazoa; Arthropoda; Insecta; Orthoptera; Acrididae
Exons: 2
Coding region: 213-551 (112 amino acids)
Source: RefSeq, a predicted model, not a curated record
GUUCGCUGCCAGAUGUCAACUUCAGCUCUGGAGGUUGGCCUGAGUUCAGUCGGCACUAUGGCUGACUAACUACAGCGAGAACUUCCAGCAGGACCGGCCGCAGCGUGGUCUUGGUCACAGGCGUCACCGAGGACUGAUGCCCGGACUUCACAGCAACCUGGCCCCACGGCGUGUUGUCUGUCCAUGAUGAGACCUCGCGGACAUUGUGACUGAUGGCUUCCCAGCCGCCGGAGCAACAGGCAUCAGCAGCUGACCUCAUGGCGACACGGCUCCAUGGGCGUGCCCCUACUGGGGUGCCGAGUUCAUCUCAACCACAGGGCAUCCUGGCUUCAGCGGAGCACUGGUGGCCUGAGGCUCCUGAGUGCGAUCAGCGGCACGCAUUGCGCGCAUUGUCGGAGAAUCUACACAGCAGCAGCCAGGCGGAGGAUUCACAGGGCUGGGCAGUGACAACGAGGGAGAAAUUGGUUCGAUGUGGAAACUACACAGAAAGUUAUCUCUCAGCUGGAGCAUGUGAUGAGAAAUCUAGGGAGGAAACUGAAAGAUGUGGGUAGAUUCACUCUCACACUCCUGUAUGGCUACACCAUUGUUGGUACAGUCUACUUUCAAGAGACCAUAGAUGCUGCGUAAUGUACUCAAGCAUCUGUCAACAUCAAUCUUGUGACUGAAACUUGUAAAUUGUUAGCCAAGAAAUUAACCUAUACACAAAAUUCUUGUAUUUAUAUAAGUUUCAAGGAACUAGUUGUUUAGAAAAAAAGUCACUACUAUGGACAAUGUUAUUCCACAUAAAUGCACCUUUUUUUUGCAAGUAGGAGGAUUAACUUCCCAACACAUUAUGUAACUUUAAAUCUUGUUUGUCUUUGUUUGAUGUUCCAUGACUAAUGAUUUGUUAUGUCCAACAGAGAAAUGUGAAACUUAAAAACUUCAGCAGUAUAUUUUAUGAACCGUGUUGUACAAAAUAAUUAUCAGAAUGUGAUAAAAUUACAGACUUUUAGGUUAGUAGCCAUACAUUUCGAUGAAUUUUGCAGGUUAGUUUGUAUGAACAAUUAGCAAAUAGCGUGGAAGACAUUUAUAUUUGUAAUCAUAAAUUGUGUAUAGACUAUACAACAAAAGUAUACAUUCCUGAUUUCACAUACUGAUUUUGGUCCUCAUGCUACUCAAUUGUCAUCAUUCCAGGCUAUUAAUGACUCUGAUUACCUGUAUUUAUCCUGAAUAAUGCAUUAUUGUAUCUCAUUGGAACUUCAGUUGUGUGCAAACUCAUGCCUAACUCUGUUUUGGGUAACCCUGGUCAUCACGACUGUAAGUGUGUACUCAAGUAGCAUGUGCAACUAUUGAUUGGUACUAGAUGCUUCCUUUAAUCAUUAUUUCCAUAUGAUUGAACUUAUUGAUGUAUGAUUAUGAACUUUAUUCAUUUUGCUGUGUCAAAACAUUUCUUCUGGUGUGUACCCAGUGUGGCUGGGAUUCAUGGGCCGGUCCCCACAUCGUAAGCAUAGGCCCUAAUAUGUUUUCAUUUUUGACUCUUUUUAUGAGUCAUCAUAUCCUUACAUGCUCUGGUUUAUGUGACUGAUUUUGUGCCAUACUCCUACUCGUAAUCGAGUAUAUUCUUUUGGUCUGUACACUUAGGCUCUGAAUUGUUUUUUCUUCUCUUUUGACGAUUUUCAAGGUGUAAACUUGCAAUUUCUAAUUCUAAUACUUUACAUUUCCUCUGCACUUAUUUCUGUGGUUUAGUGUUGUAAUGUUGUAGCUUUGACUUUAUCAUUUGGCUUGGGAUGGAAUGUUCAACAGAUCUGAAAAUCUGAAUGCCAUGUCCUCAGAUAUGUAUAGAUUCUGACAUCUAUAGUAGAUAUUUUUGUUAUGUUUUCUAUAGUAUGUUACUUCUAUAUCUUUUGCAGUUUUUUUGUAAGAUAACCCAUACUUAUAUUAAAAGGGAAGUGAUGAUCAUACAACCUAAAAUUUUCUUGCAAUUUUGGAGUUUAACUUCGAUAAUCUAUAUUCUGUCUUUUGGCAUCAUUUUGUACACCAUUUGGCAAACCUUAUAGUAGGUCACAAAAUACUGUAAACACAUUGUUUCCAUAUUAUGUGAGGGGGGCGGGGGUG